Messenger RNA from Oreochromis niloticus (Nile tilapia), 9044 nucleotides. Its product is annotated as DENN domain-containing protein 3. Gene Ontology annotation, cellular component: cytoplasmic vesicle. Lineage: Eukaryota; Metazoa; Chordata; Actinopteri; Cichliformes; Cichlidae. The record is from RefSeq and is a predicted model, not a curated record. Gene Ontology annotation, molecular function: protein binding. Bases 5130 to 8978 code for a protein of 1282 amino acids. The transcript is spliced from 28 exons. Gene Ontology annotation, biological process: regulation of Rab protein signal transduction.
CUGGAUUAUAAGGCGCAUUAGGCGAAAUCAAACCGCUUCGUAAGCAUGUCUCUUAACAUGUGCCAUUUUGGGGUCCUUAUACACACGCAAUACGGUACUAUUAUGUUGAACAUGGUACGUAUUACUCUGCGAGGCUCCUGACUACGGUAGCCGUAAUGCUCCAUGAAUCCAUCAAGCGGUACGGCUUCAUAGCUUACCAAAGUCAUACUAAAACAUUUUGACAGAUUUUCGAGCGCCGUGUACCACAUAAAAUCAGUUCGUGGUCAGUAAGCACAACCAGAAUUCAUACAUAAGGCACACUUUUGAGGAAAUGAAAGGAUUUUAGUGCGCCUUAUAGUCCAAAAAAUACGGUACUGAAAAAGUUCUUGUGCUUAAAGUGCUUCACUGAGCUGAAAUUUAAACUUAAAAUAUCUCAAGGUAUAUAAAAUAAAAAGAAAGUCAAAAUUAAAAGUACCUCAAAGGCUUCGAAAUGAACAUGUCAAUAUCUGAACAUCUUACCUUGGGCAUGGGCAUCUGAGAGGUUCCGCCCUUGACUAUCUUUGAUUGGUUCAAGGUUCAAGGUUCUUUAUUUGUCACAUGCAUAGUUAUACAAGUAUAACACACAGUGAAAUGUAUCCUGACAAUGAUAUGGGCAUAAUGUGUGUCUGUUGUUGACCACACAGAGACUUUCAGAGUUGCAGAGACUUUUUUAAUUUUUUUAUUUUAUUUUACUUGAACAGCUGGUCGCACCGGUGCGACCUAGGAAUUUUUUGGCGGAACAUUGGCACAUUGGCGGAAUGUGCAGGUGUCGCCGUGCGCUAUUGGAUUAUUGUGGGAAUUCCCUACGUCAUUUCCCCUUUCUGUGCGUCUGUGCAGACACCCGCGCGUGACAUACAAAUCGAUCGAACAGCAGGAGCACCGAGUUGGUGCUGCGGCGCUUCAGCGGCCUAAGCAGCACAUUCAUGAUUGGUUUAGGCCAUGAUAUGGGCAUAGUGUUGUCUGCUGUUGACCACACAGAGACUUUCAGAUUUGAGGAGACUUUUUUAUUUUUUUUACUCGAACGGCUAGGAUGCGACCUAGGAUUUUUUUUUUAGUCGCACCAUUGACAAAAUAGUUCGCAUUUGCAAACAAAUUGGUUGCAAUCUAGAGCCAUUUUAUUAUUUUAUCCUCAGUUUUUCAAUUCUGCAAACGAAAUCUAGGCUGUUUUGAACUUGAGUAAGUUCAUGAAAGUCAGGUUCAGUGGCGGAGUUAAAAAUGUGAAGGACAGCAGACAAGUGAUCAUUGCUGAAAGAGGUUGUUUAUCUUUAUUUGUUAAACUUCAGGACUGAGAAUGUUUGCUCACCAACAUCUUCUGAGCACGUCUCUUUAUGUGUGGAAGGCUAUCCUCUUUGAGAAAAGAAUAAAAUUCCAGCAAUCACACUGACUUCAAGUGCUUUGCCAGCAGUGAAUUGAAAGUGUAACAGAGUAGGUCAGCGCUCUUACCCUGAUGAAGUUAGCUAUUUUAGCUGAAACAUCAACAGCAUAGUUAAUUUUUAGCAGUGACUUACACAACACCUUCUGGUGUAUAUAAUAGUGCAAAAAUGCCAAUUUCAGUUCUAGGUUCAUUUUUCUCACUUUAUACUGUAUCUGAUUCAAAAGUCAGAUGUUUUUUCCUUUCAGAUUUGGACAGCCAUCGCUUUUAACACCUGCCAGUUUGUCCCAAUUUAGCCCCAGCUUAUCAAUUCAUGCAGUUACCUCUGUGAACAAGUAACUCCCUGUCACAGUCCCUUUCAUAGAGUGCAUUUCUGCCAGCUCCUUUGUAAUCUCACACUCUUUUGUUAUCCUACCUACAAAGAUGAGAAACUGGGCUGUGUUGCAGACAUAACCGCGCUCAUCCAGAACCGAAGAGAAAAGUUAAAAUUGUAUGGGGUUUCUUUGUUUGUUUUUUCCAACUAAAGCCUCACAUUUUUCACAGUGUCCUUGAUCCGUCUUGUUACUGUUUGCACAUUUUCAAAUGCUUCUUUUAUCUCAGGGAUAAUUAGCUGGGCAGAGUCCACCAAAUACUCUUUGUUAAACUCCUCAUCUGAGAACAGCUUACUAAUGGCUUACGAGCCACCAUGAUGUCCCAUCAACAGGCAACUGGGCAUUUUAGGAUCAGGAGCUGCUGAGACAUAUCUUCUGUGAAAUGAUGCCCUUUAUUUCAGUAAGAACUUCUCUAACUGUGUCUGAGCUAACUGCAGUACAAGGUGUCAUCUUCAUUGAUUUAUCAUUCAUUGAUUCGUCAUUCAUUCAUCUUCCUAUAUUCUGCUACCAGGUCCAGUCUCUUCUCAUAAAAAAGUGCCCCACCCCAAUAAAGAAGUGACAAACGCAAUCCAUUUUAAUGGAAUAAAAUUCUGGUUUGAACAGCCUGAGUCAAGGAGGCUGAGGAUCAAUCUUUUUUUUUUUUUGCAGGCUGGCCUGGAUUUCCACUUGCAGCAUUUCAGACAUGUUUGCUGGCGCCUACAUACAGCUUGUCUAUCUCUAAAGAUCUGCGUCUUUUGGCAGAGCUCUGCAAACAUUAGGUUAAGUCCAGGGAGACAGAGUCAAAAGUUAAAAGUCCUUUGUGAGAAGUUGAGUGUUAUGGUGGUGAGGACCCAGGACAAUGUGGCACACUAGAUCAAGGUCAAGAUUUUCACUAUUAUGGCUGGCUGCCUUUUCAGAAUCCUUUGAGUGACAUCUUUACAUGUUCCUGAGGCUAGGGAUCACAGCUUCUGCUUUUUACUGGCAUAGCGUAACAGAGAAUACCGUUCACCUGUAGUCUGGUCACCUCGGGCUCAGAAAAGUUGAUUGCUUCCUUAUCGUCACUGGAUCUGGUUACCUGCUUUUCACAGCAGUAAUAUAAAACAUAAAGCUGCCACAACCUUUCCAUGUUUCUCUUAGGUUUUAUCUCUAAAUGGUUGACAGAAAAGAAAGAACACUGUUGUGGCUGCAGCUGCCGUGUUUGCAUAAGUUGAGUUGUUCUUUACAGCACCCGCCCAAAGUGAAUCUUAAUAGCAACCGGCUCACUUGGUGGUUCCAGAUGUUGUAGUUGGUGUUAUCAGAAGGCUGUGAUCAGCAUCAAUGAUAAAAACAAAGGAUGUACUUGAAGAAAAGACUGCCUGGGAAGAUCUAAGAAAUGAUAGAAAUGGUCAGUAAGCUGAAGUCAUUUGGCAGUGAAGGCUGCAGUGAUCUCCAAGGUCUUAUGAGGUUGGGAUAUCUGGAACUAUCCAGAAGAGCCAUUAAUGGUUUGGAUUCCUUGAUCGUUUGUUCUCAGUGCAAAGCUCUCAUCAGUGCCAUGGAUACCAAGUUUUUUUUUUAUUUCUACUUAAAUAGCUCUGUAGCUUGAGGAGGCAAAUGGUUUUUGACAGAAAUCUUUAAUCGGAUCAAACUCACUUGGAUCCCUAGUCCCAAAGUCAGGUGUAAUUUGUGUAGAUUAACAGUAGGUAUAUUCUUAAAGUGCCUGGAAAGUCUGUGGUUGCACAGGAGCCCCAUAGUAAGGCCUUUGACAGCUAGCUGAUAGUUUUACACCUAAUAUAAACGUCACAUGGAUGCAAUAAUAAAAUUAAACCAUGUUUACAGCAUCUAAAGGGCAUAGCCGGUAAAGACUAACAAAGUCUAAACUACAAGAGAUCAUCCUCCAAAAAAUGCAUGGGGGAGUGUUGUUAAUUUCCACAUGUAGAACAAAUAACAGUAACAUCGAUAUCGCACUGUAAACUCUGAGUUUACAACACUAAAAUGUGUCUAAGAAAGUCCCGUUAACAAAAACACUGCAGGUUAAUGAAUAACUCACAUCUGGAGCAAUGAAGCACACUAAAAACACAGUCCACUUCAGCAUCCACUUUGGCACUAAUAAGCUGCUGAUUCCUGAUGGAAGUACAGAUGGAAAUACAGCGCAGCCUUCAGCGCACUUAGACUGUUAUAAGUAUAGUAGUAAGCAGUUUCAUUGUGACAUGUUUAUAUUACAUGCACAAAACCUUUAAUACUUCAUAAUAAAGGUGAGUAAGGAUCACAUCUAUGCAAGGCUAACAGCUGAUGUAGAAAAACACAAACAAAAAAAACCACACCAAAACUUGAAAUUCCCUGGAUUAGGGUGACCCGCCCAAAUGAAGCUUGAAAAGAAGCACAGGCCCCCCUCAUUCUUUUUUCCUCCUUUAAAGUGCUGUUUAGUUCUCAGGAACUGACACCAUGAAUGAAAACACUGAAAAGGUUGCAGAGUGUCAUAACACGAAAGGAUUUUAUGGAAUGACUGAAAACAGAAUAUUUACUAUCACUGCACCGUUAAGAGUUUUUUACUUUAUGGGUGUUUGAGCAGAGCCAGGACCUUGCUUUACUCCUGCUGUUCCAUUUCUCUGCAAGGCUUCAAACAUUUCACAACCUGAUUCACAGACAUUUAAGAUGGUAAAAUGGCCUGUAUUUGUAUAGCGCUUUACUUAGUCCCUAAGGACCCCAAGAGGUUUACACUAAAUUCAAUCAUUCACCCAUUCACACACGCAUUCACACACUGGUGAUGACAAGCUACAUUGUAGUCACAGCUGCCCUGGGGCGCACUGACAGAGGCGAGGCUGUUUCAGCGAUGUUUCCACCAGCAAACACAGGCACAAACAGGCCUUUGAGGAGAAAACACACGUUUUUUCUGACAAACCUUUGUGUUUAUUUUUUUGUUAAAGAAGAAACAAAAACUAAUAAAAUGGGUUGCUAUUGAUAUUGUCAUAAUUUUAUACAGAUAAAAUAAAACUAAGCAAAAGUUGUUUGUGUGUUUGUCUGUGCACAGCCUAUAUAAAAACUCACAGGCCACUUCAGUAGUUACACCUUUUUUGCCUUCAGAGCUGCUUUAAUUGUUCGUGGUAGAUGCAACAAGGUGCUGGAAAGAUUCCUGAGAGAGUUUAGUUCAUGUUGACAUGAGACCGUCACACAGUUCCUGUAGAUUUGUCAGCUGCUCAUCCAUGAUGAAAAUAUCAUUUUCAACCACAUCUCAAAGGCUGCUGAACCACUGAUACCAGGAUGGAUCCAUGCUUUCAUGUUGUUUACACCUAUCAUCUGACCCUAUCAUCUGCAUGUUGCAGUACAAAUGGAGACUCAUCAGACCAGAUCCAGCACAUCUGAGUGGACCCUUGGUCAGGUUGAUUUAACCAGGUCGUGGAUCGGUUUCAGAGAUGGCAGACUCUUUGCCACCUGCUCUGCUGGAAGCCUGUGUGGUGGUUGGAGCAUCCAGUGACAAACUCAAGGAAAUCUGCCAGACCAUUAACAAUGAUGGAACUGUCGAACACCUCCUGUUGGAGCCGGAGGUUCUUUCAGUCUUGGCGCCACCUUUUGUUAGCAGAACACAGGCUGAGAGUGAAAUGUUGAGAUCACAUGGGAAGCUGCGGCGCUCUUUUAUCAGGAAAAAGAGGGAACUGCCUCCUUCAGUUGCACCAACACCCAAUCAAGGUGGAGAUGAAGCAGGUGGAAGAAUAGAAGAUAUAAGUGUACCUAAAAACAUCGAUCUCAUGGCUUUACCUCAGCUCUGCUUCCCCGGUGGCCUCCAAGUAACCAGUGAACAGAAAGAGGAACAAUUCCACUUCCUGGUUUUCACAGACAUCCUUGGUAACAAGACCCACGGAGUAGUAAUGCAGUGCUACCGUCCAAUACUGGAAGGGAUGUCUCUCUAUCAAAAUGGUAGAGGGUUAUCAAAGUGUCCUAAACUCUUCUGUGCCUACAGCAUCUGUGUCAUAUCCAAGCAUCCUUACUUCACUGCACUCAAAGACUGUCUUUCAUGUCUUUUAAUCCAGCUGAGAACCUGUCGACUGUCAGACAUGGAAGAGAGAGUGAAGGAGUUUGCGGCCAAACUGACACUUGUGCCAAUUCCACCUCCUGGACAGCUGCACUUGAUGUUUACAAUACGUCCUCUGACCAUCAUACUGCCCUCCAGAGAGGACAAGGACCACCCAGUUAUAGAUUUAGACCUCCACCUGCCCUUCCUUUGCUUCAGGCCACAGCAGCUGCUGCAGGUCCUGUCUUGUCUCUUGCAGGAGCAGCGGGUGGUGUUAUUUUCUGCUGACUGGGCUAGACUCACGCUGGUGGCAGAGAGCUUGUUGUUGUUUCUGCAGCCUCUGUUGUGGCAGCACCCAUAUGUUCCUGUCCUGGCUAAAGGCAUGCUGGACUUUCUAAUGGCUCCUACAGCCUUUCUUAUGGGCUGCCAUCUCAGUCAUUUUGCAGACAUAUCAGCUGAAACAGAUGAUCUGAUCUUAAUUAACAUUGAUAAUGGAAGUCUCAGCACUUCUACUUUUGAUACUGUUGACCUACCAGACAUUCCUCCAGUUGCUGCACACUGCUUCACACAGAGGUGUAAGUUAUUGCGAAUACAUUUUGACUUGGAUCAGUGCCACCAUGCAAGUUGCACUGACAUCAGUGAACAGCGGGCACAGAGGCGAACGUGGCAACGCAGUCUUAACAGCGACAUCCAGAGGAUUGCACUAGAAUUAAUUGUCAACAUUUUCAGGGAUGUGAGCAGUCAUCUGAAUUAUGAACAUCGAGUGUUUCACAGUGAAGAGUUCCUGAAAACCAGAGAGCCAGCUGAGCAACUUUUUUACAAGAAGGUGCUGGAAACGCAUAUCUUCCAUUCAUUUCUCAAGGAUCGUCUCAACAGGAAAAUGGAUAGCUUUGCACGAAUGGAGCUAAGCACUCGUUCUGAGAUGCAAAAAAUGAAGGCCAUGGUUGAAGCCCCACACAGACCCACCAUGCAGCAGAUUCAAGCCAGGAGAAAGGGCUCCAUCACAGAGAAGAGGCUGAGUAAGAGACUGGGCAUGAGUCUCCCUAACUUGAGAGAAGAUCAGAUUAUCGGCUUCCAAAGAAACACACCGCUCUCCAAGAUCUCCAUAUCUGACCCCACACCAAGCACAACUCCAAAACCUAUAAAGGUGUUCAAACUUCCAGACUUCCCAGCGUCUCUGUCCUUCCACUCUGUCCAAAGUUAUUACAUUGAGCUCAUCCAGCAGCUCGGAAAAGCCAUUUUCUAUGUGCAAAGUGAGAACUCUGCCAUGCUGGCCAGAUACUACUACUUGCGUGGUUUAAUCAACACACUGUGCUCGCGGCGACUGGAUGCACUGAGCGACUUCCAAAACCUCAAUAAGACCGACACUGCAAUUUUCCCCACUCGCUUGGUCACAUGGCUUGUAGACUCGCUGCAAAGAGAUGAGAGACAACAAGCUGAAAGGCGGCCUGAACUCAAGAGACUCAUCCUCAAGGUUAAGACAGACAAUGAGAAGCCGCUGGUGGAGCCUGAUGACCAUGUAAAGAAGUUUCAGCUUCCCUGUAAGCCUCUGCAUCAGGAGGAGUUUAUGCGAUGCGUUCAAGAGUGUAGGAUUGUUAGAGAUGUGGCGACCAUACAGCGUUUAUUUGAUGCUCUCACUGACAUUGCAUAUGCACACCCCUCUCUCCGAGGUCAGCCAAAGCAGGUGGACCCUGAACUUUUCAGAGUCUUCUACACAUUCUGGAAAGACAUGGAAGCUGAAGCACAAGAUGUCAACCUGCCCUCUGAUGUCAUUGACCGACUUGACAAUAGUGAGUGUGUCUACAAGUUGUCCUCCUGUGUCAAGACUUCCCACGGUGUUGGCAAAAUCGCCAUGACGCAGAAACGCCUGUUUUUGCUCACUGAAGGACGGCCCGGUUUCUUGGAAAUCACAAAGUUCAGAGAUAUACAGGAGGUAAAAAUUACCUCAGUUCCCUUUCUGCUCGUUCGUAUUCCAUCCCUUCGUAUCCAGACGUCCAGCAGGCCUGAAGCGUUUGAGGCCAACCUAAAGACAGAGACUGAGCUCUGGAAUCUUGUGAUCAAAGAAAUGUGGGCUGGACGCAAGAUGGCAGAUCAACACAAGGACCCUCAGUACAUGACUCAGGCUCUGACCAACGUUCUGCUAAUAGAUGCUGUCACAGGCUGCCUGCAGAAUCAGAGAUCCAUCACUGCUGCUUCAAAGCUGGCUUACUUUGAUAAAAUCAGACAAGAAGUGCCUAUGAUAGUGCCUAAAACUACCUCAGAGACUCUCAAACACAAGAUCAACCCAUCAUUGGACCUGGCUGAGCCACAGACCGUACAUGUGCUGCUUUAUAGCCCAGGUCAGCUGACUGGUACUGGCAAAGUGGGUGAUAUGAACCCAAAGCUGUGGGUGGCUCUCAGUGGGGGUAAGGUGGUUGUAUUCGAUGCAGCGAGUUGGUCAAUGCUGCAGGACUGCAUCCAGGUCGGACAGUCGCAGCUGAACUGUAUGAUAGGACUGGUCCAGGAGCAGGUGUGGAUUGGUUCUCAGGACUCUGUAAUCUACAUCAUCGACACUCACAGCAUGUCCUGCAACAAACAGCUGACCGAACACAGACAUGACGUGACUGGCCUCGCAGUGGACGCCAGCAACCAACCCAACAGCCUGCUGACAUACUCCUGCAGCCGCGAUGGGAUGAUCCUGCAAUGGGACUCAUCCAGUCUUAAAGUGAAGCGGCAGUUUUUACUCAGCUGUGAUUAUCUCUCCUCCAUACAGAUCCACAACAGUGCUCUGUGGUGCUGUUGUGGUGACGGCAUUGUGGAAUUGAAAAAGAGUGGGACACCACAAAGAAAGAUAACACUUCAUAAGGACCUACAGAGCAUGCCCAGUAGUUUCAGCAGCUUCAUUUAUAUACCAGAGCGGGGACAGCUGUGGACAGGCUGUGCAGACUCAGUAGAGUUGUGUCUCUGGCACACAAACAAUCACAGGCAUCCAUUUAAAAUAAUCUCCCUGCCUGGAAGUUCAGGGGUCACCUGUAUGAUUCGUGUCAAAGACCAGAUCUGGGUUGGCUGUCGUGGAAGGAGUGAUGCUGAGGGUCAGUGUAAUGGUCAGCUGAGUAGCCAAGUGUUGGUAGUGGACAUAGAGAGCCACACGGUAGCAAAGGAGCUGCAGGCCCAUUCAGACAGCAUUCAGACUCUCUGCUCUGCCGAGGAUCGAUACGUCCUCAGUGGCUCUGCGUGUCGUGACGGCAAGAUCGCCAUCUGGAAGGUCGAAUAGAGUCCAAAACAGAAGAAGGAUCCAAAGAGAUGGAAGAAGAAGAGAAAAAAGAACUCAGAGCCAAAU